AAAUCCUCUUCGCUUUCUCUCUCCCCCUCGCCCCCUCCCCUCUCUCUCUCCUCUUCUUUUGCACUAACUAAAUCAACACUUUCUCUCUCCUUCGUCUCUGUCGUCUACGCAAUCUUGCUUCGCUUGAAACGAUAAAAUCAAAAAAUAAAUUCAGAUGACAAAAAUUUGAGCAUCAGCAGCUUCUUUUCCACCACCCUCCACCGCCCCAUUACACACAUCCGACGACGUCGUUUUUCUCUUGUCGGCGAUGGCCCACCACCCUCUCCCCUCGCUCGACGGGGUCUCGCCGUUCGGCAAGAUCGACGGCCUCGACCGCGGCGACUUCCGGGAGGCGGCGUACGAGGUGUUCUUCACGGCGUGCCGCGCCUCCCCGGGGUUCGGGGGGCGGAGCGCGAUCGCGUAUCACAACAACGGCUACGAGGAGGCGGGGGACGGGCCCGGGUCGCCGAGGCGGCCCGGGGUCGGGAUGGCGGUGACGAGCCGGGUGAAGAGGGCAUUGGGGCUGAAGAUGCUGAGGCGGUCGACGUCGAGGAGGAGCAACUCGUGCGGGUCGAACCCGUCGUCGCCGGGCUCGGCGGGGAGCCCGAGGGUGUCGCCGUCGGCGGCGGGGGUGAGGAGGCGGCCCAUGACGUCGGCGGAGAUCAUGAGGCAGCAGAUGUGGGUGACGGAGCAGAGCGACAAUAGGCUGCGGAAAACUCUCAUGAGAACUCUUGUGGGCCAAAUGGGGAGGCGGGCGGAGACGAUCAUCCUUCCGCUGGAGCUGCUCCGGCACUUGAAGCCGUCGGAAUUCGCGGACGCGGAGGAGUACCACCAGUGGCAGAAGCGGCAGCUCAAGGUCCUCGAGGCGGGGCUCCUCCUCUUCCCCUCGAUCCCACUCGACAAAUCCGAUCCCUCGGCCGAGAAGCUGAGCGCCAUCAUCCGCUCGGCCGAGGAGGGCAGGCCGAUCGACACGGGCAAGAACUCCGAGACCAUGCGGGCCCUGUGCAGCUCCGUCGUGUCCCUCGCGUGGCGGAGCUCGGACGACGUGUGCCACUGGGCCGACGGCUACCCGCUCAACGCUGAGAUCUACAAGACCCUCCUCGAGUCCAUCUUCGACAUCAGGGACGAGACGCUCGUCCUCGACGAGGUGGACGAGCUGCUCGAGCUGAUGAAGAAGACAUGGUCGACCCUCGGGAUCGACAAGGCGACGCACAACGUGCUGUUCACGUGGGUGCUCUUCGAGCAGUACGUGGCGACGGGGCAGGCGGAGGGGGACCUGCUGGCGGCGAGCCUGACGAUGCUGACGGAGGUGGCGAACGACGCGAAGAAGGCGGAGAGGGAGGCGGGCUACAUGAGGAUGCUGGCGGAGCUGCUGACGGCGAUGAAGAAGUGGUGUGAGAUAAGGCUGGUGGAUUAUCAUGGGAAUUUCGAUGUGGGAUCGGUGGGGCUGAUGGAGAGCAUUCUGCCGUUGGUUUUCUCGGCGGCGAAGAUCUUGGAGGAGGAUGUGCCGAGCUAUAUCACGCCGCAUCAUGAUAAGGGAGAGAUGGAUUAUGAUUCAACUGGGAAUAAGGUUGAUUGCUACAUUCGCUCCUCUUCCAAGAAUGCUUUUGCCAAGAUGGUGGAGGAGCAGAAUGCGGCGAAUAUGGACAGAGACAGAGUGAGUGAAAUGAUGAUCAAACUAGCAAGAGAAACGGAGCAGCUAGCAUCCAAGGAGAAGGCCAUUUUCAGCCCCGUGAUGAAGAAAUGGCACCCCAUCGCCGCCGGAGUUUCCGCCGUGACGCUGCACACUUGCUACGGGGUGCUGCUGCGGCAGUAUAUCAACGGCGGCGCGGCGGCGCACAUGAGCGAGGCCAUCUUGGUGCUGCAGAGGGCCGGGAAGCUCGAGAAGGCGCUGGUGCAGAUGGUGGUGGAGGAUUCCGUCGAGUGCGAAGACGGCGGCAAGGCUAUUGUCAGAGAAAUGGUUCCUUACGAAGCCGACACCAUUAUAGUCAGGCUGUUGAAGCAGUGGAUGCAGGAGAAGCUCAAGGUUGGGAAGGAUAAACUCCAAAGAGCAAAAGAAACUGAAACAUGGAAUCCGAAAUCAAAAUCAGAACCAUAUUCUCAUUCAGCUGAGGAAAUAGUCAAAUUUUGCAAGGAGACUAUUGAGAAUUUCUUCGAAAUUCCAAUUAACGUAUCGGAGAGUUUAGUCUAUGAGCUGACCGACGGCUUGGAGCAUCUAUUGGGAGAGUAUAUCACAUUUGUUGCAUCAUGUGGAUCGAAGCAGAGUUAUCUCCCAACGCUUCCACCUCUAACGCGAUGCAGCAAAGAUUCCAAGUUCAUCAAGCUGUGGAAGAAAGCCGCGUGCAGCGUCGGAACCGAGCAGCAAGACGCCGCCGCCGCCGCGGCGAGCCAGACCAGCACGGCGGAGGAAGGAAACAACCACCCUCCUCGCCCGUCGACGAGCCGCGGCACGCAGCGCCUCUACAUCCGCCUCAACACCCUCCACUACCUCCUCAAGCACCUCCACUCCCUCGAGAAGACGCUCUCGCUCUCGCCGAAGGUCACGCCGUCGAAGAGCCGCCGCUUCGGUGGCAGCCGCCGCCAGCUCGGCGGCUCCUACUUCGACCACAGCCGGUCCGCCAUCGAGGCCGCGUCCCAGCACGUGGCCGAGGUGGCGGCCUACCGCCUCGUGUUCCUCGACUCGAGCUCCGUCAUGUACGGCGGCCUCUACAGCCCCGACGUGGCGGGCGCCCGAGUCAAGGCGGCGCUGAGGGUGAUGAAGCAGAACCUCACCCUCCUCUGCGCCAUCGUCACCGAGCACGUGCAGGCGGCGGCGCUGAGGCACGUGAUGGCGGCGUGCUUCGAGGCCUACAUCAUGGUGCUGCUGGCCGGGGGCAGCUCGAGGAUCUUCGCGAGGGCGGAUCACGCCAUGAUCGAGGAGGAUUUCGAGGGGCUGAAGCGGCUCUUCGGUGAGGGGGAGGAGGUGGAGGCCGAGGCGGAGGCGGUGGAGGGGGUGGUGGCGCUCAUGGGGGAGACGACGGAGCAGCUGGUGGAGGAUUUCAGCAUCUUGGUGUGCGAGGCCGGGGCAACGACGGGGGCAGGGACGGGGGCGGGGGCGGGGGCGAAGCUGCCGAUGCCGCCGACGACGGGGAAAUGGAGUAGGACGGAUCCGAACACCAUAUUGAGGGUUCUUUGCCAUAGGAAUGAUCGAGCUGCGAAUAGCUUUCUCAAGAGAACUUUCCAUCUAGCAAAGAGGAAUGGCUCCCUUUGAAAAUAUUCAUUUUUGUAAAUGUACAUAUAUAUAUCUGCAUAGAGAAUGGAUCCAAUGAGAAAUGAGAAUACAUGAAUAAAUCGAUGAAUCUGACAUGAACAGAUUAAUGUAAUAUAUGAAGAACUGUUCAUGUCAGAUUUGUGAAUUUAUAUAUUCAUGUGUAAUUCUCACUGGAUCUCAACACUAUUUGCGUAUAUGGUAUGAAGAGAAUUCCACUCUCGUUUUCCGAUGUACAACUUGGAGUAUAACUUACCGAUAGAUCUAAAGGUUGUUCA
Molecule: messenger RNA, 3504 nt
Organism: Salvia miltiorrhiza (redroot sage)
Lineage: Eukaryota; Viridiplantae; Streptophyta; Magnoliopsida; Lamiales; Lamiaceae
Product: protein unc-13 homolog
Exons: 5
Coding region: 248-3229 (993 amino acids)
Source: RefSeq, a predicted model, not a curated record